CGUUAAAAAGUAAACUUUUUAUUUACUUGAAUUAUAUUCUGAAACUGUCAAGUUCCUUUUCUGGAGAACAUGGAAACAAAAGUUGGAAUGGGGACAAAUGCAAAAUGACUCGAGUUUGCAUUUGUGCUCUAGAAAGAAAAUACAGCGGACUUAAUCCAAACACAAAUUGAAGGCCAAAUAGAUUGUUACAGGAAACUUUGACUACUUCAAGGUCCAUAGUUCACAUUUUAGACUGCUAAACACUUUAAGCCGGCUGUGGAAGAUGCCAAGCAAUACAAUGCCAAAAUUUCCAGUUAAGACAUCAUUUUUUAACUAUACUGGUGCUUACCAAAUACCAAAUCAGGUCUGCAAAAGAAAUGUUAUUCACAAAAUUACAACCAGAAAUUAAGCCUUAAAAUGAUGGUGUGGGGCAUCAUCAUCUAACAAAUGCCUUGUCGACGGAGGCAAAGCACUUUAAAUAUUGGUGUCAGCUUUGCUUAUAUACCAAUAAGAAGUACAAGGAAUCCUUCAAGCUCCAAGAAAGCAUGGAGUCAUUCAAACUCUGGAUCUCCCUUCUUGUCCUUCAGACUCUCUUGAGUAUUUCACGUACAACCGCGGUAGUUUCAGCAAACUGCCCUGUGGUUUUCAGAGAAUAUAUUGGAGCUCUAGGAAAGAAUGUCACAUUCUCUGACGUCCCAAUUAAUCCAAAUGUUGAGUUUCACUUCCUCCUCUCCUUUGCCAUAGACUACACAAACACAAAUUCACCACAACCCACUAAUGGUAACUUCCUGAUAUAUUGGGACGCUGAUAACCUCACGCCUUCUCAUAUUUCUUCCAUCAAGGCCAAGCAUAAAAACGUUAAGGUAGGUAUGAGUCUUGGUGGUGAUUCAGUGAAUGGUAAAAAUGCCACCUUUGCUCCUACAUCAAUUACAUCUUGGGUGAGAAAUGCAAUAUAUUCAAUCACCAAGAUAUCAAAAGAGUAUCACCUGGAUGCAAUAGAUAUAGAUUAUGAACACUUCAAUGUGGAUCCCAAUACAUUUGCAGAGUGCAUCGGACGACUGUUAUACUUCCUUAAACAAAAUAAUGUCAUCUCUUACACAUCAAUAGCACCAUAUGCAGAUGAUUCAGUGCAGGAGCAUUAUUUAGCACUCUGGAGAAAGUAUAGUCAUCUAAUAGACUAUGUGAACUUCCAAUUUUAUGCCUACGCGAAGGGCACAACUAUUCCUCAAUUCCUGCAGUACUUUGAGACCCAGAGAUGUAACUAUAAAGGAGGCAAGGUUCUUGUGAGCUUUGGAACUAAUAAUAUUGGAGGUUUGUCUCCUGAAAAUGGAUUCUUUGAUGCAUGCACCAUACUAAGGAGACAAGGAAAGCUUCAUGGUAUCUUUAUUUGGUCUGCAGAUAACUCUAUGAAGGAUCAUUUCCUAAAUGAAAAGCUUUCACAGGACCUCUUAGCAAGGGCAACUUAAAUAUCUUGCAACUAUUUAAGACAAUCUUUUGUAGACCAUCACAACAGAUAAAAAUUGGAAUGGAAGAAUGUUAUUUUUUA
Capsicum annuum is the source of this 1525-nucleotide messenger RNA. Its product is annotated as chitinase 2. The transcript has a single exon. Gene Ontology annotation, biological process: carbohydrate metabolic process. NCBI's taxonomy places the organism in Eukaryota, Viridiplantae, Streptophyta, Magnoliopsida, Solanales, Solanaceae. Bases 525 to 1445 code for a protein of 306 amino acids. The record is from RefSeq and is a predicted model, not a curated record.